Molecule: messenger RNA, 2034 nt
Organism: Frankliniella occidentalis (western flower thrips)
Lineage: Eukaryota; Metazoa; Arthropoda; Insecta; Thysanoptera; Thripidae
Product: nuclear transcription factor Y subunit gamma-like
Exons: 6
Coding region: 132-1709 (525 amino acids)
Source: RefSeq, a predicted model, not a curated record
CAGUGCGAGACGUACGCCUGAGCCGGAGGGGCCCCCGCCCGGCCCGCGAGACUCAACCUAGUGACCGGUCCGGUAUAGUUCACCCAGGCCGCCCAGGGACUACGCGGGGACGCGACGAGACGGGACGCCACAUGGCGCGGUCGGCGCAACUUGUGGCUCUGGGUCUGCUGUCGUGCGUGACCGUGGGCGCCGCCUUCCAGUCCGACCUCCAGAGCCUUUACCUCCUGGGGACGCCCCUGUCCAGCUCGAGGUCCAUUCCGCCCCGGGGCCAACGCGCUGGUGCCCUCGGCCGUCGGAACAGAGAGCAGCAGCAACAGCAGCAGCAGCAGCAGCAGCAGCAGCAGCAGCAGCAAGACACUCCACUCAGGAUCGUCUCCGACCUGGACCUCGCCAACAUCCCCGUGCGCUAUCGAAGUGCGGAGCACAUCCUGGCCGAGAGGCAAGAGGGCCUGCUGGACCGGGGCCGGCACGCACCGGACGGUGCGGGUGACCUGGCGAAGAACGAUGGCUCCGCCGACGACGCCCAGGGGGACGUCAAGGGCGACUCCGAAGACGACCUUCAGAACAACGCCUACCAUGUUGACAGGGACGAACGCAGGAAUAGGCACAGGAACGAACGCAGGGACGACCACGGAGACGUGGAGGAAGACGACGACGUCGUCGACGACGACGACGACCACGGCGCUGAUGCGCGACGAAACGGGGCUGCGACAAAUGCUAGGGUGAAGAAAAACUACGACGAUGACAACGAGGACUAUGCGCUGGACGAGGACUACGAUGAGGACGAGAUGGCCGCGGCCGCGGCCGCCAACACCUACGGCCACUCCUUCCAGGAGGAUGCUGAGGCCGAGGCCCGCCCCUUCUGGCACCACCCGUGCGGCCGCAGCGUCGACCUGGUCAUCGCCAGCCCCAAGGCCACCAGUGGUCGCUCGGCCAAGUCCGUCGCCAGAAAGAUCAACAGAGCCCUGGCGCGGGUGUGGCGGCAGCUCAACAUGACCGUGCUUCACUACAAGCUGCAGCGAUUUGACAAGCUCUACUACCAGGUUAUUAUUGGUGUGAACGAGAAUGACUAUAUCCCGAGUUGGGUACCUUCCAAGGAUGACCUACCAGAACUCGGUGGAGAAAAGUUGGAGCCACACAAGCUGGCGAACGAACUAGCGCGCAUGCAUACGCAGCUCCAGAAGUUCUCCGUCGCGCUCGAACAGAUGUCCGAGGACAAUCGACUGGACAACCCAAUGCGGCAUAACGCGUUGUCCGAGACUAAGAAACACGUCAAGUUGCUACUGUGCGAGGUGGAGUGGGCGCUGCUGUCGUUGACCAUCCCGCUGCCGCUGGCCGUGCCGAGGAAGAUCAUGUCACCCUCAGAGCGCAACAUCACCGACGACACAAACCGCGAGAUACGCGACUGGGGCGUCCUAAUCAAGUACCGUGACUUCCUGCACGGAUGGUCCAACGUGGUGGCGCAGGCGGACCGCUCCGCGCGCUCCCGACGCAGCUCACUGAGUGCCCAACCCUUGGCUCGGCCCUCGGCCCGACCCUGGAGGCUUUGGGGCCCGUGGGGCUUGUGGGGGAGUCAGGGCGACGAGGAGAGAGAGACGGCGGCAGGAGAGGGUCACUCGGCCGGGCCCGGGCGGGGAUGGGCCAGGCCGACAAGACACGACCACGGCCAUGCUGGCAGUGCGGGCGGCAGCCGGGCAUGGAGGAGCUGAUAGAACGGUACCGCCACGAGUCGGCACGCCUUCAUCCGCCCCGUAUUCUAGACCUUCAUCCAACACCCACGAUAAUUCAAAUGAAUGAAGAGACACGAUGACGCCUUACACGGUUUUACUCACCUGAUCAGAGAUCUGCCAUAUCAUUUAUAUUUUUCAUGUAGUUGGAGCGGGAGGGGGUUGAUGAAGGGAAAUUUCAGAAUCUUAUCUAGUCAAAUGUUUAUCGAGUCAUAGCUAUAUCAAAGUUAAUUUUCAAUCUAGUGUAUCUUGUUACAUUCCAACCAUUAAUGAGUAUUUGUAGUUGACAUGUAUUUAUUUAUUUAUU